Juglans regia (Persian walnut) is the source of this 1513-nucleotide messenger RNA. RefSeq names its product dehydration-responsive element-binding protein 2A-like. Bases 191 to 1135 code for a protein of 314 amino acids. The record is from RefSeq and is a predicted model, not a curated record. Gene Ontology annotation, cellular component: nucleus. Gene Ontology annotation, molecular function: DNA-binding transcription factor activity; transcription cis-regulatory region binding. Gene Ontology annotation, biological process: positive regulation of DNA-templated transcription; response to stress. The transcript has 2 exons. Lineage: Eukaryota; Viridiplantae; Streptophyta; Magnoliopsida; Fagales; Juglandaceae.
CCAUUACAAAGCGCCACGUCAGAAAAUAUCUACUGGAGUGGAGAAGCGUAUAAAUAUCUCUGAAGCUCUUACCAGAUUAACGUUGUUGUGUUUCUCUACCUUGGAAAGUUCAGAGUAUCACCACAUCUGCAAACAAACCGCGCACUGACUAAAGAAAGAUCACGAUCACCAGCGGUGGUGGGUUUCUUCGAUGGCCGUGUCGUCGGAUGUUACCAUUACGAGGAAGGGGAAGUCGCGUACGGGGCGAGAUGGAUGUUUGUCCGUGGCUGAGACCCUCUCCAAGUGGAAAGAACAGACCGUCCAGCUUGAUUCUUGCAACGAUAAACCCAUUCGUAGAGCUCCAGCUAUUGGGUCGAAGAAGGGAUGUAUGAAAGGAAAGGGAGGGCCUGAGAACUCGAGAUGUGAUUACAGAGGAGUUCGGCAGAGGACAUGGGGUAAGUGGGUUGCGGAAAUUCGGCAGCCAAACAAGGGGAAAAGGCUUUGGCUUGGUACUUUUGCUAAUGCAGUUGAAGCUGCGUUUGCUUAUGAUGAAGCUGCAAAGGCAAUGUAUGGUUCUCGUGCCCGCCUCAAUUUUCCGGGUUGUUGUUCAGUCACUACUUCAUCAGGAACUUGUGAUUCUACGACUACAUUCAACCACUCCGGGGUCUGUGCAGCCGAAGAAAUAGAUGUGAAGCCUCUUAUCCCAAAUUUGAGAAAUGAGAGUGGGGAAGUUGAAUCAAGAAUGUGUACUCGGCUAGAUGCAGUAGUUGAAGCUGACAUGCCGAAUAGGAUGUCACAGUCAGAAGCAAAGGAUGAACCCUGCAACAUCAAACCGGGAUUUACUGACAUUCCAAACUUUUAUUGGGAGGAUGGACAGGAUUAUUCUGCGAGGCCAGAAGCAAAGGAUGAUCUCCAUGACAUCAAACAGGAAGCUAGUGGCGUUGGGAACUGUUAUUGGGAUGGUGGACAUGAUUAUUCUAUGGAUGAAAUGUGUGAUUUGGAUGAACUUAGGGGGCUCCUAGACGAUAUUCCUCUAUGCAACAUGGAAUCGAUACUGGGUUUGGGUUUCGAUGAUGGCCAACUGGGGUCCUCGACGGCAGCCCCUGAAAGGAACCAAUAUUGGGGGCAGCCAGUAGAUCUGCCAUACCAGUUCUAGAAUUUAGAUUCCAAAGUUGAUGUCAAGUCUGAAUAAUGUGGAGUAAACAACUAAUUACAAUUCCAGAGUUGCCUUUGACUUCUUGCAAAAAGAUAGUCAGUCAGGAUCACUAUUAGAAUGAUGGAUGGGUACUGGAUGAACUUGAUUUGGGAUGAUGAGAUUUCAGACUGUGAGAGCUGAUAAUCCUUGUUUGUUUUGAUAAAUCUGUUUGAUAUGCAGACUUGAGACUUGUAUUCCUACUCACUGUUAGAGAUGGUGGUCUACUUGUAAUUAACUACCAAUAGAAAUACAGCAUGUGUAAAUAAACUAACUAUAUAUAUUCAUUUCGUAGUCAUGUGUACAUGCAUAGAAAUCAAGAAAGACACGAAUCUUGAAAUC